AUGACUAGACGCUUGUACUAUAUAACUUUAAUAAUAGUAUUAUCGAUACAAAUUUUUACAAUACAAUGUGGUGGUGGCUUUACCGUGCAAAAAAUUGUUUGCAGGUCGUUCGGCAGCUCUUUCACUUAUUUUAAACAAUGCGAUAUUCAGCAGAUCGCAGGUCGCCACGUAUUUAAGGUUUAUGCCGUUAUACUCUAUAAAGACCCUAUAGAUGAUAUAAUGGUUAGUCUCAGCCUAUACAAGCUCUCCAAGACCUACAGCUUAACGCUUAUAAACGAAACUGUUGACUAUUGUGCCUUUAUGAAAAAUAGAAUUACAUCGAGGGUUAUAGGUUACGUGGUAAAUAUGUUAGCUAAAUAUGCUAGUUUUAACUACUCGUGUCCCGUUCAGCAAAAAGAUAUUAUUGUUGCUGGAUCUUAUCCGAUACAAGGUGUUCUUCACCAAAUACCAGCACCAAGUGGAAAUUAUAUGUUUCGCCUCCAGAUAACCUCGCUUAAGAAAUGGAAACAAGAUAUAAAAGUGUACGCUUUUAAGCAGAAGUAA
Messenger RNA from Drosophila busckii, 543 nucleotides. RefSeq lists its product as uncharacterized. The record is from RefSeq and is a predicted model, not a curated record. The coding region runs from base 1 to 543 and encodes 180 amino acids. NCBI's taxonomy places the organism in Eukaryota, Metazoa, Arthropoda, Insecta, Diptera, Drosophilidae. The transcript is spliced from 3 exons.